Molecule: messenger RNA, 1531 nt
Organism: Dendrobium catenatum
Lineage: Eukaryota; Viridiplantae; Streptophyta; Magnoliopsida; Asparagales; Orchidaceae
Exons: 2
Coding region: 296-1333 (345 amino acids)
Source: RefSeq, a predicted model, not a curated record
CUUGGAUAUCUCAUCCGGCAAAGUUUUGGAUGUUCCUAAUUGCUGGAUUGGGAAUAAUUUUUCAAGUCAAUCUUCGGCUAAAGAAUACUCGGUUUCUUUCUUACCCCAAAAGGAUAAUAUAGCUUCAUUCUCUGAUGAAGAUGUUCUUAAAGUUUCUCAUAAAUGGGGCUUAACCCUAGUUGGCUAUUCUUUAGGCAAGAGACCUUUGUUUGAAGCUUUAUGAAAUGUUAUGAAUAAGGCCUAGAAAUUAAAGGGUUCUUUAACUCUUUUAUCUUUAAAUGAUGGUUUCUUUUUAAUGAAAUUUACAUGUCAAGAAGAUUAUGAUCUUGUUUGGAUGGGUGGUCCCUGGUUCUUUUUUGGUUGGCCGUUUAUAGUUCAAAAAUGGUCGCCUCUAUUUCGUCCUAAACAUGAAAAAUUUUUUUCGAUUCCUCUGUGGAUAAAAAUUAUUGAUCUUCCGCUGGUUUGUUGGACUGAAGAAGGAAUAUCUAAAAUUGCUAGUUUAGUAGGAAUUCCUAUUGCGAUUGAUAAACUUACUGCAGAACAAUUGCGGUUAACGUUUGCACGUAUUUUUGUUUUGGUUAAUAAGGAUUCACCGAUGCCUGAUGAGGUGAAUGUUUCUAUUGUUGAUUCUUUUUUUAGUCUUGAAGUGGUUUAUGAUUGGAAACCGUCUUCUUGUUCAUGUUGUGGUUCGAUUGUUCAUCCUUCUUCUUUAUGUCCCACUAAUCCUUCUAUGGCUUCUGAGAUUUCUGAGAAAUCAGAUAAGGGAAACGAUUUUGUUAAACCGAGAGGGAGAAGUAGAAGCAGGGUUUCUUGGAAAGUUGCUUCUAAUAAUAAAGGCAAGAAUGACAGUUUAAUUUCUAUGGAUAGCAGUAUGGUUGUUAAUCCUCUUUCUUCUAAAAACCAGGAUGAGAUUACAGAUCUUGUUGUGCCAGUUGCCUCUAAAGACAGGAUUAAUGUUUCUAAUAACAUUAUUCUUAAUUUAAAUUCAUCUUCAGAUACUACACUUGUUGAUUCUUUGCCAAUUGAAGCUGAUUUGGUUACUUUUGAAUUGGUUACGUCCAUUUUUUCAGUUCCCUCUGAAAGUAUUUCUGAUUCUACUAUUUUUAACAAUCAGAAUAAAUUUAGUAUAUUGCAAGUUACGGAUGAGAAUGUUGUUUCUAUUAAUAAUAAGGAUACUUCUCAAAUUUCUGCUUCUUUUUUGGAUAAUAUGAGCAAGGUUUUGAUUAGUACUGAUUUGAAUAAUCAUAAUUCUUCUAAACAAUCCAUUGCUAUGGGUAAGAUGCCACGGAAUAAAAUGGCCAGGAAGGCUAACUCUUCUUCUUCUAAACAAUAAUCUCAAUUCCUAAUAUUGUUUCUUGGAAUAUUAUUAGAGGUUUCAAUAAUCUUGAUAAAGUUAUUGCUUGUAAAGAUCUAGUUAAAGCAUUUAAUGUUGAUUUGAUUUGCGUCUUGGAAGCAAAAGUUCAUGAAUCUUGUUUAUUGGAUCCUUGGUUCUGUGCCAAACAUAAGGUUUUUUAUUUUGACACUACAGGAA